Molecule: messenger RNA, 1386 nt
Organism: Talaromyces rugulosus
Lineage: Eukaryota; Fungi; Ascomycota; Eurotiomycetes; Eurotiales; Trichocomaceae
Exons: 10
Coding region: 1-1386 (461 amino acids)
Biological process (GO): transmembrane transport
Molecular function (GO): transmembrane transporter activity
Source: RefSeq, a predicted model, not a curated record
AUGGGCAACGAUACUUCUCCCAACGAAGCCGCGCUGGAAGUAGCUGCCUUCCACCAUGCUGCAGGCAAACGAUCAUGGUACCGUCGAGUGUUUUUCCAGGCCACUGUGGUUGGCUGUUGUGCAUUCCUCGCUCCUGGUCUUUACAAUGCCAUGCAAUCAACGGGUGCCGGUGGUCAGCAGACUCCGUACUUGGUGAUGGCUGCAAAUGCCGUGCUCGGCUGUAUGAUGGUUCUUACUUGCUCUCUCGGGAGCGUGGUUGCAAACAAGAUUGGCUUGAAGAAUGCACUGAUUUUUGGAACUACGGGCUACUGUGUAUAUGCGGCGGCUUUGUAUACAAGCAACCGAUAUAAUAACCAAUGGUUCGUGUACUUGGGAUCCACUGCAUGCGGGAUUACAGCAGGAGUGUUUUGGGCGGCUGAAGGAGCUAUCAUGAUUAGCUAUCCGGAGGAUUCUAAGCGGGGCCGGUAUCUAGCUUAUUGGCUUGCCUAUCGAAACGGUGGCUCUAUUAUCGGUGGUAUAAUUAAUCUAGCAUUCAACUAUAGCGGCAAGAAAACUGGGACAUUAGACUGGAGGACCUACAUCGUCUUCGUGGCGCUUCAAUGCAUAGCCCCAUUCGUUGCUCUACUCUUGUCCCCCCCGGAUAAAGUGCAGCGAGGCGAUGGUCAACUAGUGAAGUCACCCGAAAAGAUUAACACAAUUGACGAGAUAAAGGAGGUCAUAAAGAUCCUCUAUCGGAAAGACUUUCUGCUCGUUGUGCCUUUUUUCUUUUACGCAACAUUUUUACUUUCGUAUGCUGGUUCAUAUCUAUCUCUAUAUUUCAGUGUUCGCUCUCGGGCCCUGGCAUCUUUGGUUUCCGCACUAGCGCAAAUAACGGCCAACAUCAUAUUCGGCAGUUUUCUUGACUGGAAGCGGCUAUCUUUGAAUCAGCGUUCCAAGAUCUCGUGUUUGGGGUUGAUGGCACUCUUUGGAGGAACCUGGAUAUGGGGUACAGUCAUUCAGCAUGAGUACGGAUUGAACAAGCCGGCUUUGGACUGGGUUGACAGCGGAUUCGGUCGGGGAUGGGCACUAUAUAUUCUGAUGCAGGUCAACUUUGCCCUUGCAUAUAACUAUGGGUACUGGCUCGCAGGCUAUAUGGCGCGAGGACCGGCAGACAUUGUCCGUUUGACAUCGACGGUACGAGCUGUCGAGGCUGCAGGGGGGGCUGUUGCAUCUGGUAUCAGCUCAACCCAUGCACCGCUCAUUGCGGCUUUGGGGGUGAAUUUUGGUCUUUGGGGUCUUGCCGUCAUUCCAACAUAUCUUGUUGCUAGGAAAAUCGGCUUGGAUCAGGACUCGGCUGACGUUGCUAAGGAAGAGAGACCUAAGAGUAGCGACGGUAUCUCUGAUUAA